Molecule: messenger RNA, 1244 nt
Organism: Thunnus maccoyii (southern bluefin tuna)
Lineage: Eukaryota; Metazoa; Chordata; Actinopteri; Scombriformes; Scombridae
Gene: dhrs4
Product: dehydrogenase/reductase (SDR family) member 4
Exons: 9
Coding region: 103-939 (278 amino acids)
Molecular function (GO): carbonyl reductase (NADPH) activity
Source: RefSeq, a predicted model, not a curated record
GUAGUUGACACAUGAGUCGUCGGUAGUCAAAGGUCUUGGAAAUAACUUUGAGAGUGUCUUUUUUCAGUUUCUCCAAUUGUACAACUAUAUGUUCAGUUUUGCAUGACCUGCAGGGUGAUGUUGAGGAGUGUUGUCAGGUGCCUUGGGACCAAUCCUGUAGCUGGAUGUAGAAGUAUGUCUCAAAGCAGUCUUGCCGGAAAGGUAGCCAUAGUCACAGCCUCUACAGAUGGAAUCGGUCUGGCUGCAGCUCAGGCUCUGGGUAAGAGAGGAGCCCACGUGGUGGUGAGCAGCCGGCGGCAGGCCAAUGUGGACAAGGCGGUGGCACUGCUGCAGAGCCAGAACAUCCAAGUGACUGGGACCACCUGUAACGUUGGCAAGGGAGAGGACAGGGAAAAACUGGUUCAAAUGACUCUGGAUCAGUGUGGGGGCAUCGAUAUUCUGGUGUCUAACGCAGCAGUCAACCCUUUCUUUGGAAACAUCAUGGACUCCACAGAGGAUGUCUGGGACAAGAUUCUGUCCGUAAAUGUAAAAUCAGCUUUCCUCAUGACCAAGCUGGUGGUGCCUCAUAUAGAGAAGAGGGGAGGAGGAAAUAUAGUGUUUGUGUCAUCUGUGGCUGGGUACCAACCAAUGCAGGCCUUGGGUCCUUACAGUGUGAGUAAGAUGGCCCUGCUGGGUUUGACCCGGGCCCUGGCCCCCGAGCUGGCUCACAGUAACAUCAGAGUCAACUGUGUGGCCCCUGGAGUUAUCAAGACCCGCUUCAGCUCUGCGUUAUGGCAAAAUGAAGAUGUUAUGGACGAACUCAAAAAGCAGCUCAGCAUUAAAAGGAUUGGAGAACCACAGGAGAUUGGGGGAGUGAUUGCUUUCCUGUGCACUGAGGAGGCCUCAUACAUCACUGGAGAGACCAUCACAGUGACCGGAGGGAUGGGCGGUCGACUCUGAACCUCAAGUGGCAACAAAACUAAAUUACACUUAAUUGUGUUCUUGUGUAGAUAAACUCUUUGAUCGUAGUUUGACUACUUCCACAGUUUCACUGAAGUGGAGUCAUGAUGUUGAAAGAUGUUUAGACAGUUAAGAAACCAUAAUAUAUCCAAUUUUAGCCAGGAUACUGAGAUGUAAAGCCCUUUUUGAAGAUUCUGGGUUACUGUUCAAGUUCUCCUGGGUAAUGAUUAUAAUAUUGAGUGUAUGCCUGUGUAAAGAUUUCUAAUCACGCUAUGAACAUUUAUAUAAAAAUGACAUCGGAGCUG